Kwoniella shivajii is the source of this 411-nucleotide messenger RNA. RefSeq lists its product as uncharacterized. The transcript has 2 exons. The record is from RefSeq and is a predicted model, not a curated record. NCBI's taxonomy places the organism in Eukaryota, Fungi, Basidiomycota, Tremellomycetes, Tremellales, Cryptococcaceae. The coding region runs from base 1 to 411 and encodes 136 amino acids.
AUGACACGCCCUCUCGUCGCUGAUAUCGUCGAUUCGUUCUUCACACGAGUUCUGUUCCAAGAAGAUGACCAGCUGGCUUCAUCUACUCUAACUGAAGAAUUGAGCGCAGAUGCUAUCAUCAACAUCAACGGGAGCGACUUAUCUGCUGAAAAGUUUGUGUCCUUGAUCACUACACAAUUCCGAGGGGCUUUUACCGCUUCCAUCUCCCAUAUACAGGAUCUCAACAUCGUCACUACCAACGACACAAGCACCACAGGUGUGGUCGGGCAGUAUACCAAGUACAAGACCAAGUCGAAAGUAAGCGGGCAGAUCUUGAAGCAAAGUGCUACGACCAUUGUCAAAGUAGAAGAGCGUGACGGUAAGAACGUGGUUACCGCCCUAUGGGAAGCGCAAACAUUGGACGAGGAGUAG